GAAAGAGCAGUGUGUUCAGUGUGUGUUCAGCGGGCCACUCCCUUUUUCCCUCCUUCUUUUUCGUCUCCUCUCUUUCACCAUCAUGGCUUUUGCGGGGAAAUACGAGCUGGAGAGCCAAGAAAACUACGAAGAGUUUCUGGCAGCAAUUGGGCUCCUCAACGCCAAGACGGACCACAAAGUGAUAACGGAGGUGCUCCAGGACGGGAGCGGCUUCACGUGGACACAGAGCAUUCCCAACUGGACCUGGUCCAACAAGUUCACCGUCGGCCAGGACUGUGAGCUGACAACGAUGAAGGGCGUCAAGUUCACGGCUGCGGUCACCAUGGAAGGAGGCAAGAUUUCAAUCCCGUUUCCUCAGUACCAUUUCACAGCAGAGCUCAUUGAGGAUAAGCUAGUGAUGAUUUGCUUAACUCCAGGAGAGAAGAGUGUGACUUUCAGAAGAACUAGCAGAAGGAUCUAAUGCUGCCGGACUCAACGUGCUUUAUUGGAAAAAAGUGCUCCCAACAAAGCCUAAAGCAAGAAGAAUAAAGUAGGCGCAGCUUAUUUAAGUGGAAGCUGAUGUUGAAUGAAUCAUCUACAAGGCAUUUUCUCAAUGUCGAAAGACCACUGAGAGGUUCCUUCUUAUAUCAAAGCAUUUUUCUUUUACAUUCACUCUUUUGGUUCCACUACAUUGAAUAAAAAACAGAGGUAUGAAUGAG
Molecule: messenger RNA, 698 nt
Organism: Gasterosteus aculeatus aculeatus (three-spined stickleback)
Lineage: Eukaryota; Metazoa; Chordata; Actinopteri; Perciformes; Gasterosteidae
Product: gastrotropin
Molecular function (GO): lipid binding
Source: RefSeq, a predicted model, not a curated record